Globicephala melas (long-finned pilot whale) is the source of this 3618-nucleotide messenger RNA. RefSeq names its product gamma-aminobutyric acid type A receptor subunit rho2 (gene GABRR2). Gene Ontology annotation, molecular function: neurotransmitter receptor activity; extracellular ligand-gated monoatomic ion channel activity; GABA-A receptor activity. Gene Ontology annotation, biological process: signal transduction; chemical synaptic transmission; regulation of membrane potential. The record is from RefSeq and is a predicted model, not a curated record. Gene Ontology annotation, cellular component: GABA-A receptor complex; plasma membrane; synapse. NCBI's taxonomy places the organism in Eukaryota, Metazoa, Chordata, Mammalia, Artiodactyla, Delphinidae.
AUUAAAUCGGGAAACUCAGCCUGGCCAGCCAUGCCCUCCUUGCUGCCCUGGCUCGAGGCAGAAGACCGAGUCAAUGGUUAAGCCUGGGGGGAUCUGCUCCGCUGCAGGUUACUGGAAAGCAGCUUGCAGCAUCACAGACGUUCACAGGAUGCCUUAUUUUGCAAGACUCAUUUUGUUCUUGUUUUGCCUGAUGGUUCUUGUGGAGACCAGAAAGCCCAAGAAGAGGAGAUGGACAGGGCAGCUGGAAACGUCCAAGCCAAGUCACCUAUAUAAGAAGAACCUUGAUGUGACCAAAAUCCGAAAGGGAAAACCUCAGCCACUUCUCAGAGUGGAUGACCAUGAUUUCACCAUGAGGCCCGCCUUUGGAGGCCCUGCCAUCCCGGUGGGCGUGGACGUGCAGGUGGAGAGCCUGGACAGCAUCUCGGAGGUGGACAUGGACUUCACCAUGACCCUCUACCUGCGGCAUUACUGGAAGGAUGAGCGGCUGGUCUUCCCCAGCACCAGCAACAAGAGCAUGACCUUCGACGGCCGGCUGGUGAAGAAGAUCUGGGUCCCCGACGUCUUCUUUGUUCACUCCAAAAGGUCAUUCAUCCACGACACCACCACGGACAACAUCAUGCUGAGGGUAUUCCCAGAUGGGCAGGUGCUGUACAGCCUGAGGAUUACAGUCACCGCCAUGUGCAACAUGGAUUUCAGCCACUUUCCCCUGGACUCCCAGACCUGUUCUUUGGAGCUGGAAAGCUAUGCAUAUACAGAUGAAGAUCUGAUGCUGUACUGGAAGAAUGGGGACGAAUCCCUGAAAACAGAUGAGAAGAUCUCCCUGUCUCAGUUUCUGAUUCAGAAAUUCCACACCACUUCCAGACUGGCCUUCUAUAGCAGCACUGAUCUUAGUUGUGGCACACGGGAUCUUUGCUGCAGUGUGAGGGCUCUUCGUUGUGGCUGGUACAACCGUCUCUACAUUAACUUCACGUUGCGUCGCCACAUCUUCUUCUUCUUGCUGCAAACCUACUUUCCCGCCACCCUGAUGGUCAUGCUGUCCUGGGUGUCCUUCUGGAUCGACCGCAGAGCUGUGCCCGCCAGAGUUUCACUGGGGAUCACCACGGUGCUGACCAUGUCCACCAUCAUCACGGGUGUGAACGCCUCCAUGCCCCGCGUGUCCUACAUCAAGGCCGUGGACAUCUACCUCUGGGUCAGCUUCGUGUUCGUGUUCCUCUCGGUGCUGGAGUACGCGGCCGUCAACUACCUGACCACUGUGCAGGAGAGGAAACAGCGGAAGCUGCAGGAGAAGUUCCCAUGCAUGUGUGGAAUGCUCCACUCAAGAACCAUGAUGCUGGGUGGAAGCUACAGUGAGUCUGAGGCCAACAGCCUGGCCGGGUACCCGAGAAGCCAUAUUCUGACAGAAGAAGAAAGGCAAGACAAAAUAGUGGUCCACCUGGCCCUGAGCAGUGAAUCCAACUCCUCCAGGAAGAAGGGGCUUCUGAAGGGCCAGGUGGGUCUUCGCAUCUUCCAGAACACUCACGCCAUCGACAAAUACUCCCGGUUGAUAUUCCCAGCUUCCUACAUAUUUUUCAACUUAAUUUAUUGGUCAGUGUUAGCCUAGGAGCUCUGAGGCUAUGCCUGGGGAAGGGCACGGACAUCUCCGGUGUCUGGCCGGCCGCCCACACGUGGACCUGCUGAGCGUGACCCCUCACAGACAGAGCAGCAGCCCCUGGACCACCUCAAGCAGCAUCCUGGCUCCCGGAGGAGCCCAGGGGCCCUCCAUCUGCCCUCCCCCAGGCCUCGUGGGCUUGCUUAUCGUUCAUGCUGUGUUGUGUCCCACUUCUUGCCGCUCUGGGACUGUCUUCUUCUGUUCUUGUGUGUGAACAGGUUCAUGAGAGCCUCCCUCCAAUAAAAAAAGACUCAAAUGCCUCCCAGAUGAAUGUUCUGAGACCCUUAUGAAGCCUAGGAUUCAGUUAUAAAGGGAAGGGAAAAAUGAAGGGCAAGCUUAGGGGCAUUCUGGAUAGGAGACAGGAAAUUAAGAUUCAAAAUAGGAAUAAAAAAAUCUGUAAACCCUACACUGGAUUAAGUGCCUAUCUAGGAAAGAAAAAGAAAACUCAGAUCCCAGAUGAAAUGAUUUGACCUGGGUGAGUCUGGCAACUCGCAUGAUUUUGCAAUAUUAAGGGACAUCAUUCAUUCAUACAUCCAUUUAACCGUUCAUUAAAUAUUGAAUACCUGCCCUGUGCCAGUGCUUAUUUUUCUCAGCAAUGUGUGAUGACAUGCACUGAGUAUUGCCAACCAGGGAAACAUCACCCAAACCCAUCAAAGUGUAGAGUUUUUACUGGGGGCUGGCCAUCUGAAUACAGCUGACCGCCUGUAUGGCUGACCUUAGUCUCCAGUUCCUUCAGAGGCUGAGCUGAUACAUCUCAGCCUGAGACCCCAUCAUAAACCACAUUGUUGGCUUAGACCGUCUGGCAUGGCCGUAGGCCCCCAGGUGAACAAAGACCCUCCAAUCAGGCAGGACAGUCCAGGGGUUUAGAAGUUACCGCCCAGGAGCUAGAGGCCAAGGCCCAAACCUUUCUUUUGUCAAGGUUCAUCCUUUACUGCACAGCAAUCAUUGUCAAUUCCUCAUUGUUAAUGUGAAUUACUCUGCUUCUAGUAUAGAUUCAUGCAGCAAACAUUAAAAAACUCCUGCACUAGAUAUAGUAGGGUCCACCUUAAGAGUAAGAGAUCAUCUUAUUCUUGUAUAGCUCUCAGAAAAAGGACUGGUCAAGGAUAUCGUAUACGAUUACGUGUAAGUUAAAAAAGUAUUAAGCACAGCAAAAAUGGUUCAUCAUGUAAUGGGAAUUCUAAGGAAGGAAAGAAUGAUUUCCAGUGGAAGACUGGAUCUCGUGGAGAAAACAGCGUCUGAGCUGCUCCUUGAAGGUUGGGGAUUUGGAGAAGAAAUGUUCAUGCUAGGUGCACAUGUAGAAAGUACAUGCUAGAUAUGUGCGGUCCGAUGUGGUAGCCACUGGCUAUAUAUUUAUUUAAAUUUAAGUUAAUUAAAGUUAAAUAAAAUUAAAAACUCAGUUCUUGCCACGUUGUGCUAGCCACAUUUCAAGUGCUCUACUCAACAGCCACAUGUGGCCAGUGACUACUGUAUUCAAUAGUGCAGAUCUCGAGAACAUUUCCACAGUCACAGAAAGUCCUGUUACACAGUGCUACUGCAGAUGGAAGGAUUGGCCUGAGCAAAGGCAUGAGAGAGGCAGGAAAGUUUGGGAUUGCAGAGUAUAGUUUGCGGGGCAAGUCAUCUGUUUUGGCUGGAUCCUAGGUUGUAGGAAGAGGUGAGAGACCAGCUUUUUCUGCAACUCUAGGAGUCACAGCAGGUCCCCCAUCCCUCCCAGUGUUCAUCAGGACAGCUUCCCCUCCAUGGAGUUGCCUGGCCCAAGACCAGCGGCUCUCCCAGCUUCAGGGACAAAUGAAGAAUGAAGGUACAUAAACAAGGAAAUUGGAUGGUACAGGGCACCUGGACAUGUUUAGAAACUUCUACCCUUUAGAGACUCUCCUAGGCCACAGUGCUACUCAGAGAAUGAGAAUUAUUGAUACAUUGUCGUUAAAUAUAUCCUAUUGCUUUGGUUGUCUUAUGUAAUUCCAAUACUGCUC